This is a messenger RNA of Poecilia reticulata (guppy), 4190 nucleotides long. RefSeq names its product putative methyltransferase NSUN7. NCBI's taxonomy places the organism in Eukaryota, Metazoa, Chordata, Actinopteri, Cyprinodontiformes, Poeciliidae. Gene Ontology annotation, molecular function: methyltransferase activity. The record is from RefSeq and is a predicted model, not a curated record.
GGAUGCAGAGACAUUCGCCCUGUUUGCAUGUGUGAAUCUGAAUGCAGACUGAGAGUAGACCUGGUUUAAUGUCAGAGUGAGGUGAAAAGCUAGUGUAAGUCUGCAAACAGAUUAGUUUAGCUGGCGAGUUAGAGACGAGCCCUCGUUCAGGGUUGGACUGCAGCUCUUUAUUUAUUCAUGCAACUUUAUCUGCUUAAUUGUAUCAUGAGGAGCCUACUUACUUACACAAUACAGUGUUUUGCAAAGGUAUUCGAAUCCCGUAAAAACACUUUAUAAUGGUACAGCCAAAAACUUUGUGCAACUUAAACCUAUCAAGACGUGGUUGUCCACCUAGACUUGGAUAGCGUUAAAAAGAGAAGCAACCAAAAGACGCAUGGCAAAUUGGACCCAGCAGGACGACGACGGUAAAAUUCUGCCUGAGCUCGGAUGAAAAACAUUUGCGUUGAACCAGGCCCUCGUGUUUUGAACGGUCAGAUUCAGGUUGCAAACCACAAAGACAAAAGUCCGACUGAGAAUCUGUUGCAAAACGUUGAAAUUGCUGACCACAGACGCUCUCCGUCCAAAAAAACUGAGGAUGAGCCACUUUUGCAAAGAAGAAUAAGCAACAGUUUCUCAAAAUAUGCAUUAAAAAAGAAUGUGAAAAAAAUUGACUUCAUGGUUCGGUUUUGCCAUACUUUGAGUUGAUCUGUAAAAUAAAAUCCCAUUUAAGUUUGCGUUUGUAAACCUGCAGCGAGGUCAAACCGUAUGAAGAUUUUUUUGCACAGCAUCUGAGGCAGGACCAUCUCACGCUGACACGGAUCCGCAGGGUGGAUCAGAUGUCUGCCCUGCCGGAUUCUCUGGAACUUAGUUACCUUUGCAGCUCUGCUGUUUGCUUUCAUUUAGAUGCUUGAGCGAUGCCAACAGCAAGGCUGAAGGAUGGAAAGCAUAAAAACCGGGAGCUGCUCUCUGCGGUUCCUGACCCGUGUUUGUUUUUUGUUUUUUUUCUGAGCUGAUCUUUGCGUGUAACAUGAGCGGCAAGACGCUGGCACGCUGUUCCUCCUGUGUUACAGUACAGAUGGCUCCGGACAGGAUGUAAAUAUGAGCUCUGAGAAAGAGAAGCCGGUUGUCGUCUCUCAUCGAGAGCGAGGCCAUCAGGGCAACAAGCAGCCGCUCUCCUCUCUGCUUCCUCUGCCUCCUCUUCACUCGGCGUCUCCUGGCUCAGUCGGCCCUCCGUCAGAUCAGGUCUUUCUCCAGGCAGCGGCCAUCUUUCAGCGGCUUCGCAGAGAGAAGCCGGAGCCUCGACAGCUUCUGCGGUAUGAAAACAGGACCGACACGCUACCACUCAACAGCAGCGACGACAAGGCCACACAAAAACAAGCCUACCAGCUCGCUUUCAACACCCUCAAAUACCAAGAUUUACUGGAGGCCGUGAUUUCUGACAGCUUCUUCCACAAAUCUCAGAACAUCUGCAGCGACUUGUUGCCAUUGGCAAUGGUGAUGCUGUAUGACUUCCAGGACAGGAGGUUUUUGCUUCGUCGACGUCCAGCUGAAGGAGAGCAGGUGGUUGUCGCCGAAGUCAGAGACCUGGAGAAAAGCCUUCAGAGAUGGAAGAUCAAACUCGCUGCGUCACUGGCCCGCUUCAGGGUGAAACACAGCCUGCAGAGCGUCUCCCGUUUCCUGUCUGAUUCCCUCCGAACCAAAGAGCGCAGGGCCAAAUCCUUACCGUUCUACGCAUGGGUCAACACUUUAAACACCAGUCUUGAUGAAAUGUGCGAAAUCUUACGAAGUGCCAACCUCAGUGAAGUGAAGAACAUGGCUGACCUCACGGGUUCAACGUUUUCCAAGGACCCUCUCUGUCCAGACACUCUCGUUUUCUCCCGCAGCCUCUGCAAACCUCUUCAGAGCAGCGCCCUCGCUGCCACACAUGUGGUAAACAUCCAGGACAGGAGUGUGUGUUUGGCCGUGAGCGUGUCACGGCCAGUCCUGUUUGAUAAAGGGGACGUCCUGGUGGCGGGCUCCUUCUCGGCUCUGACCGUGGCUCACGUAGCCGUUGCGGCCGCCGCUCGGUCGGGCCGAGUUCUGGUGUGCGGCGCCGACCACGCUCCUGUGCGGACGGAAGAGAUGAAGAAUCUGCUCUCUCAGAUGGGAAUCAAAAAUGUCAGAGUCCUGCCAGCAGCUUUCUGCGGUCUGAACGAGUGGGACAGCGCUGUGCACAGGUUAAAGGUCAUCGUAGUUUUGCCUCAGUGUUCGUCCUCUGCCCUCAAUGACCCAGUCGCCACAAUGCACACUGAGCAUGGAGACUGGAACCUGCUGCCAGAUUUAUCCCACGGCUCGAUUUCCAAAAGCAAAAUCUUGUCUCUGACCACCCAGCAGGCCCGGCUGCUGGCUCACGCGUUGUCCUUUCCAAAGGUCCAGACGGUGGUCUACUGCACACGCUCAGUGUGCCCUGAGGAAAACGAGCAGCUGGUCGGAAGAGUGUUGGAGAAAACACACACUCACCCCAAACUGUUGCCAUUCAGGGUGAAUGGGCCUGUUUUCCCCGAUGACUCCGCUUCAGGGGACGAAACCGACUCCAGGUUCUUCAGGCUCCAUCCCUCUCCGUUCACCAACGGCUGCUUCAUAGCCAGACUGUCACGGCAGGUGGAUCCCACAAAGGUGGAAUCGGUUCAGGAUGUGUUGGCAAGGGCGGCAGCGAAGGGUCUCUUGGGCGGCAUAAUUCCUGAACCAUCAAAACCUGCGAAGAAGAGCAAAAGGAAGAAGAAACGAGUCGCUUCGAGCACCAGCAGGCCUUCAUCUCCCUCCAGCCAGGAGGAGCCUGAGGCAGCAGAGAUCAGUGAUGGAGUAGAUCCUGCUUCACCUUCAGAAGACGAAGAAAAAGAGGAAGGAGAAAAUGAAGGUGAAGAAAAUGAGGCUGAAGGAAAGGACAGUAAGACCAAGUCGGAGAAGAAGAAAAAACGAAAAAGCAAAAGAAAUCAGAAACGGAGCAGAGGCGAUGCAGCAGGCGUGAAAAAUCAAGCAAAAGGGCAAAAGAAGAAAGCAAAGAGAAAAGUAAAUCCAUCUCAGCACAGCAAACCGAGGCGGAUACCACGUCUUACGCUGACCUUAAUGUCUGCUGAAAAACCCUCCAGACACUUGUCUCCAAUCACAGCUCUUGCACACAAGAUCAGCGGAAAACCAGUAAAGAAGCUGCAGGAGGGCUCAGCUCUAGUCCUAGAAAAAGAUCUCUCACAUGCUCAGUCUGCUCCUCAGUCGGCCUCCGAGAGGAAAAACAUCCAACAAGAGGAGGAAGAGAGGAACCUGGAGAAACAGAGGAGCCAAUCUGGGAACGUGAGGAAAGCACAGGGAGCGCCGACGGCUGCAGGUCACAUCCUGCCGCCAAUCUCUUCCCCGAGCGGCUCUGUCGCCCGUCCGCAGUCUGCGACCUCCGACCCACAGUUAGCAUAGUCAUCCUCAGCCUCUGAGUGAUUUCUAAAAAAAAUAAAAAAAUAGACACACACACAUACAUACACUGUCAAUCACACAGUUGUCUGACUUCAGAAAAUACUCUCCAGCCUUCAGGACCUCAACGUCUUGUUAUACAACUGAUGCUCUCCAGCAGAAAAUCCUACAACAAAAUGUUCGACAGUUCAUCAUUCCUCUCUGCUGUCACCACAUGCUUGCUCAGGAGGAGCGAUCGCUGCAAAAGUCAGUGACUGAAUGGAAUUAAACUUGAACGAAGAACUGGUCCUCAUUUUAUUACAACGGGACCCAAAUGCUGCAUGAUUGAAUCUGAAUCUGCUGAUGUAAGCAGAUGUGGAUCUGUCUGCCUUUUAAAGUGGAUUGUUGUGGUGACAUUUGUUGUGAACUUGGACUAAAUAAAUAAUUAUUUUUAAGUUCAUUUUAGACUUCAGCAUUUUUCCUGAUUAUUUUUAUGAAUCCCUGAAAGAGGUGCGGUACAACCCAAGCAGGCUACUAGUCCAUCACAGAAGAAAAAAAAAAAAACAACAAAGGCGUCAUCCUGCAUGCCGAGGACUGAGCCAGUCAUCAAAAUAUUCAGAUCUCAAGACUAACAGACGGAUCAACCUUUUUAUAUUUUGACAAUAGAAGGUAACAAGAGCAACUUUUACCGCUAUUAUUGUCAAACGUAGGCACCAGUUUAUUUUUCACAGAUUUCUAAAAUCAUCUUUCAAAUGUACUUUUCAAUGAAAAGAGAUUAAAGAGGAAAAAUGUAA